Messenger RNA from Angiostrongylus costaricensis, 193 nucleotides. NCBI's taxonomy places the organism in Eukaryota, Metazoa, Nematoda, Chromadorea, Rhabditida, Metastrongylidae. The record is from the annotation of a GenBank genome assembly.
UAUUUUCUUUCUCUUCAGAGGCGCGUUUUCUGUGGUUCGUCGUUGCGUUCACAAAGCGACCGGGAUCGAAUUCGCGGCGAAAAUCAUCAACACGAAAAAAUUGUCGGCCAGAGACUUUCAAAAACUCGAACGUGAAGCCAGAAUAUGCCGAAAGUUACAGCAUCCAAAUAUAGGUAAGUUGUACGUACUGUAA